GUAAUUUUGCAAACGCUCAGGUUUUUUUCGUGGCGAGGUCGCCUAGGCACGCUUCAUUAAUUUUAAUCAUUUGCUCUUUUCGAAUAUAACGCGGAUGGAUUGUAGUGGGCAGUCAUCGACUCUGUCUCAUAACCAUGAAAUAAUUUUGUCAUCAAAAACAAAAACGUCAAGGCAGUCAUGUAGAUUUAAUUAAUUGAUUUGCCUCCCUCGACGACGAGAAAGAGAAAAACCCAUGCCAAUGAAUUCGCUCGAAUACUCAGAGAGAAUAGCCAUUUCUUAUGAAAAGAUAUUGGAUUGAUCUACCAGUCAUACGUUAGACACUGGAUAAACGGAUAUGCUCGUUUAGAUGGUAAUCACAUGUUCCAAGAUAAUUGUCGAAAUAAUAGACCAAUAAUCAAUAGUGUUAACGAUAUUAAGAAACACGGUACAGCAAUAAUGGCAAUACCAAGUAGAGCAAGGGUUUAUUCAGAAGUUAAUUCACUUAAACCGAGAGAGUAUUGGGAUUACGAGGCUUACGUAGUUGACUGGGGACAACAAGACGAUUAUCAAUUAGUGAGAAAAUUGGGAAGAGGAAAGUACAGUGAAGUAUUUGAAGCUAUUAAUGUGACAAAUAAUGAAAAGUGUGUUGUUAAAAUACUGAAGCCAGUAAAGAAGAAGAAAAUCAAAAGGGAGAUUAAGAUUCUGGAGAACCUCAGGGGUGGCACCAAUAUCAUUACCCUUCAGGCUGUUGUCAAAGAUCCAGUCUCACGAACACCAGCCCUAAUAUUCGAACACGUCAACAAUACAGACUUUAAACAACUCUAUCAGACAUUAACAGAUUACGAUAUUAGAUAUUAUCUCUAUGAGUUAUUAAAAGCAUUGGACUACUGCCACAGCAUGGGAAUUAUGCACAGAGAUGUUAAGCCGCACAAUGUCAUGAUUGAUCAUGAGAAUCGUAAGCUUCGUUUAAUCGACUGGGGAUUAGCUGAAUUUUAUCAUCCAGGACAGGAAUACAAUGUUCGUGUUGCAUCACGGUAUUUCAAGGGGCCUGAGCUACUUGUUGAUUAUCAGAUGUACGAUUACUCACUAGACAUGUGGUCACUCGGCUGCAUGCUGGCCAGCAUGAUAUUUAGGAAAGAACCAUUCUUUCAUGGCCACGAUAAUUACGAUCAAUUGGUGAGAAUUGCUAAAGUAUUGGGGACAGAGGAGCUCUUUGAAUAUCUCGACAGGUAUCACAUUGAGCUUGAUCCAAGAUUCAAUGACAUACUUGGACGUCAUUCACGCAAACGCUGGGAGCGUUUUGUUCACUCAGAGAAUCAGCACCUCGUAUCACCAGAGAGCCUUGAUUUUCUUGACAAGCUACUGCGCUACGACCACCAUGAAAGACUAACAGCACGAGAAGCAAUGGAUCACCCUUACUUUUACCCCAUAGUGAAAGAACAGGGUCGAUUAAAUAUGGCUCAUGGUUCGUCUUCACCUACUCCCCUGGCAGUCUCAAUGCCUGUAGGUGAAUAAUGUCUCAGGUGUAUAGCGAGACACUGAACUCGUUGCCAGCUCCUGUAUCGGCUGAGCAGGAAAAUACAAGUGGAGUAGCCUGCGGCAUGGGCCUCUUAGAUGAGUUUUAUUCGAUUCAGCCGAUACCGCAACUCUCAAAAGUUCAAC
Molecule: messenger RNA, 1641 nt
Organism: Diachasmimorpha longicaudata
Lineage: Eukaryota; Metazoa; Arthropoda; Insecta; Hymenoptera; Braconidae
Gene: CkIIalpha
Product: casein kinase IIalpha
Exons: 8
Coding region: 358-1494 (378 amino acids)
Biological process (GO): peptidyl-threonine phosphorylation; peptidyl-serine phosphorylation; regulation of cell cycle
Cellular component (GO): protein kinase CK2 complex; cytosol; nucleus
Molecular function (GO): ATP binding; protein serine/threonine kinase activity
Source: RefSeq, a predicted model, not a curated record